AUGCGGAGUCAGUACAAAGCGUUAAUCGCUAUCAUACCAGCAUCUAUCUGCGCGUAUCUUUUGAUGGGAGGUGCCUUUGCGACAUCUCAGAAACCUGAUCUCUCAGCAGAUUCCUGGAAAGUUUUGACCGACUCCGUUGCUGUUUGGGACAUCGGUCCUCUUCCAUCCGUCAUUAUGGAUCUUGAGAACACAAUCAAUUACCAGCUGAACUCGACAGCAUAUAACAAUGCGCAAUGGUCAGCUCUAGCACCGGGCGGAGGAAUCGUCUAUCUCGGUCCCAAUCACACUCCCUACCUUCCAUCCUUCUUCCACCAACUUCGUUGUCUUGAUAUUAUUCGAUUGUUCUAUGUCGCACAAGAGCAGGGCGUGGACAACCAGGACGCCAAGGAAGCCGCGGCGGCCAGACACUGUCUGAAUUACCUUCGUCAGAUGCUCUUCUGCCGCUCCGAUCUCAAUCUCGAAAGCGUCAUUUCAGGCGACCCUGAACAUCAUGCCGUUGCCGGUCGUCGUACUCAAACCUGUCGGGAUUGGAGGGUUGUAUAUGAGGCGUUGGAAAAGAAUCAAGUGAUUGGAGGAAGCGUAUAG
Messenger RNA from Desarmillaria tabescens, 585 nucleotides. RefSeq lists its product as uncharacterized. Gene Ontology annotation, biological process: mycotoxin biosynthetic process. Lineage: Eukaryota; Fungi; Basidiomycota; Agaricomycetes; Agaricales; Physalacriaceae. The coding region runs from base 1 to 585 and encodes 194 amino acids. The record is from RefSeq and is a predicted model, not a curated record. The transcript has 2 exons.